AUGUUGGCAUCCGCGGUUCUACUCUUGGCAGCUGUUUUGCUCUUCCAGCUCCUCUUUCCAACCCAAAGGCCCAACAAUUUCCCACCAGGCCCUCGACCAAUCCCCAUCUUUGGAAAUGUGCUGCAGCUCAAUCUGGAGAGCCCUAUCGCAGAUCUGGAGAAGGAUAACUUGGCAAUAAAACGUUGUACUUUCUCUCUCAUACAGAUUUAUGACGCUGUUCCCAUUGUGCGAAACCUGCCACUACCGUUCCAGAAAGCCUUUAAAAUGUUCAAGGUAUGUCUUGAAGCCGGCGCUAAUGUGAUGUUUGAGAACAAAAAGACCAGAGUUCCUGGUAAACCGCGCCAUUUCAUCGACAGCUAUCUGGAUGAACUGGAUAAGAGAGGCGAUGAUGCCUCCUCAUUUUCUGAAGACCAGCUUUGUGCAUUUAUUUUGGAUUUUCACUUUGCUGGAACUGACACGACUGCUAACACCCUGCUCGCUGCCUUCCUCUACCUCAUGAACUAUCCACAGAUACAAGAGCGCUGUCAGCUAGAAAUAGACAAUGUCCUGGAUGGGAAGGAUGAAGCCAGUUUUGAAGACAGGCACCAGAUGCCCUAUGUGCAGGCCGUCAUUCACGAGAUCCAGAGAAUGGCUGACACAGUCCCUCUCGGUAUUUUCCACUGCACCACUAAAGACACAGAGUUAAUGGGAUACUCCAUACCCAGGGGAACCAUUGUCAUCCCCAACCUUUCCUCGGUGCUGAACGAGGAGGGACAGUGGAUCCCCCAUGAAUUCAACCCUGAAAACUUCCUCAAUGAGCAGGGGGAGUUUGUAAAGCCCGAGGCCUUCAUGCCUUUCUCUGCUGGUCCUCGUAUGUGUCUCGGAGGCCUGGCUCGUAUGGAGCUCUUCCUCUUCGUGGUGACUCUGCUGAGGAGGUUCAAGUUUGUGUGGCCUGAGGAUGCAGGAGACCAGACUACACACUGGUUGUUGGGACAAACCCAGACCCCCAAACCUUAUUUUGGUGUGCAACGCAGCACGGUAUGA
Cyclopterus lumpus (lumpfish) is the source of this 1023-nucleotide messenger RNA. Its product is annotated as cytochrome P450 2D15-like. Gene Ontology annotation, biological process: xenobiotic metabolic process. Gene Ontology annotation, molecular function: oxidoreductase activity, acting on paired donors, with incorporation or reduction of molecular oxygen, reduced flavin or flavoprotein as one donor, and incorporation of one atom of oxygen; heme binding; iron ion binding. The record is from RefSeq and is a predicted model, not a curated record. Gene Ontology annotation, cellular component: intracellular membrane-bounded organelle; cytoplasm. NCBI's taxonomy places the organism in Eukaryota, Metazoa, Chordata, Actinopteri, Perciformes, Cyclopteridae.